AUGAAACCUUCCACUACCUCAUAUUUUCAAGGGACAUCACUCUUAAAUCUUCUGAGGCCAUGGAAACGUUACCGCGAUGGUACGAUCUUCUACGGUUACGCCAAGAGUGGGAAUAAGAGAACGCCCUUAACCACGAAGCAAGGUAACAAGACCAUGUAUAAGGGUACUAGAUCUUCCGGUAUUGGUAAGCAUACAAAAUAUGGGGAAUAUACCAUUGAUUGGAAGAAAGUCAGAACUUUUACUGUGCCGAAGUUCCCCAAUUUGGAAUUGAAGCCGCUAGUUUCUCAUAAUGCUCCUGAAUUGAAACACCAGUUCAUCGGGUAUAAGAAGGGUCCAUUGGAUCCUAAAUUAUAUGUUGAUAAGAUAAAGGAAUUUAUUAGGAGUGGGAAAAUACAAAGCAAAGCCAGUGAUCCUGAAUGUCAUAUCGAAAGAGGUUAG
Naumovozyma castellii is the source of this 438-nucleotide messenger RNA. It is a transcript of the gene MRPL27, whose product is annotated as mitochondrial 54S ribosomal protein mL41. The record is from RefSeq and is a predicted model, not a curated record. The transcript has a single exon. Bases 1 to 438 code for a protein of 145 amino acids. Lineage: Eukaryota; Fungi; Ascomycota; Saccharomycetes; Saccharomycetales; Saccharomycetaceae.